Messenger RNA from Nematocida major, 582 nucleotides. RefSeq lists its product as uncharacterized. NCBI's taxonomy places the organism in Eukaryota, Fungi, Microsporidia. The transcript has a single exon. The record is from RefSeq and is a predicted model, not a curated record. The coding region runs from base 1 to 582 and encodes 193 amino acids.
AUGGGGCGAAAGGAGAAAACAAGUCUAAUUGAGAUGCUGAACACGUCGAUAGGGAACAUAAGCGGACUAUUUAAGAAGAAAAAGGAGGGCGAAGAUGCGGACAAGGAUGUGGAGGUUGAGGAGAUAACGGCCAGCCAGGACAAGGAGACCUCCCAAAGCUUCCUUUUAGACGACGAGGAGGAGUUUGAGAAGGACAUAAGCCGGCUCUCUGUCUCUAUAGGGGAGGGCUCGCAAGAGUGUCCGGAAUCUGGGCAGAUUCUAGAGUGCAAAGGCCCUGUUCCGUUAGAGUCUGGGCUUGCGGACGAGCUGCAGAAGCUGCGGAAAAUCAUUGCGCUGAAGGACGAGAUCCGCCAGAAAGAGCGAGAGAAGGACAAGGAGGCGGGGGAGCUCCGGAUUUUAGAAAGCAUAAAAACGCAGGCCGAGCUGGAGUACGAGCGAAAGCGCAGGAAGAUUCUGCUGCAGAUGAUCGAGUCCCUGGAGACGCGUCUUGAAGAGAGCGAAAUCCAGUGCCUGGAGCUUAUGAAGUAUUGCAACCUGCUCAUUGAGCAGCAAGAAAAAACUGGUACAGAUAAAAAAAGAUAG